Molecule: messenger RNA, 1881 nt
Organism: Nematolebias whitei (Rio pearlfish)
Lineage: Eukaryota; Metazoa; Chordata; Actinopteri; Cyprinodontiformes; Rivulidae
Product: LIM domain-containing protein 1
Exons: 8
Coding region: 182-1858 (558 amino acids)
Biological process (GO): response to hypoxia; cytoskeleton organization; positive regulation of miRNA-mediated gene silencing
Cellular component (GO): adherens junction; P-body; nucleus
Molecular function (GO): transcription corepressor activity
Source: RefSeq, a predicted model, not a curated record
UUUCACCGGGAAAAAGUUUUUAAAUCUCCGCGGAGGGAUACGAGGACGGCUGGGAAAGUUUAAUUGGACACUUUUUUGUUUUGUUUUUCUUCCGCCAAGACUGCAAAUAGCUCGUUUAUUCUGGAAGUGUCUCUUCUUCUUUAACUUGUGCUUAAUUACUUUUUUGUCCUUAUAUAAAAAAAUGGAUAAAUACGAGGAUUUAGGGUUGGAAGCGAGUAGGUUCAUCGAGGACUUGAACAUGUAUGAAGCAUCCAGAGAUGGCUUGUUUCGAAUGAGGAGGGAUGCGGGAAAUAACCCCGACUUUGAAGAAACGAGAAGAGUUUUUGCCUCUAAAAUGACUAAAAUACACAUGCAGAAGCAGCAGGAGGAAAUGGCCAUGAGCGGCCAGCUCGUUAAAAUGAAUGGGGGUCCCAGCAGCGGGCACCCCAACAACAGACCGCCCCCCAACAGCUCCAGACAGCCGGCUGAGGCGGCGGCCAAACCCCCGAUCCUCUCUGGCCCCUCGCCUGGAAACCAGCUUGACGGUUACAAGCACCAGACUGGUUCCCAGUUUGAUCCAGUCAGCAGGGCUCACUCCUACGGAAACAAUGACGAUAAUCUGGAGCUCUUGGAGAUGCAUUCAUACCAGAACCCUUCUCCAACCAAUUGUGGAAACCUUGCCAGGCACCCCGUGAGCCCACCAGUUGCUUGGUCCCCCUCCAAAGAGAUCAUCAUGACACCCCCAGCAGUGGAGUCAGGGAGCAGCGCAUCCCAGAAGCAGCCUCAGCUCAUACAAACGCCCACCACCAGCCAAAGUCAGAGUCCAGCCAGGGUUUGGCCUGCAGAGCCAAUGGACCCAGCAAAACCAGAUAAGACGAGAGCUGCCUUGGCUCUGAGUGCUUUCACAGGAGGGGCUGACUUCCAUGUUCAGCCCGUGGCACAUUAUAUACCUCCUUCCAACUCUCCAACCAGUCAUAAUGGACCAGUUUUAGCUUCUGCAUCAUCUGAAACAACCCAACCAAAAGUCUCGGUGACUAAUUCUGCUGCUCUGUGCCCCGGCAAUGUCCCCAAAACACAGGGUCUAGGUCUGAGCCCAGUACUUGCCACAGCGCAGGUCAUCAGCGGGGAAGCUGAAGGCCCCCAGUCUCUGCUCACGCAACCAUCUGAACAGGGGCCCUCAGCAGCAGAAAUAAAAUUAGAGGCUCUCACGAAGCAACUGGAGAAAGAGAUGGAUGCCCAAAAAAAGACAGACUACUUUGGAGUGUGUGUGAAGUGUAAGAAGGCAGUUUAUGGAUCCAGCCAGGCCUGCCAGGCCAUGGGAAGCCUCUACCACGACACCUGCUUCACCUGUAGCGCCUGCAGUCGAAGGUUGAGAGGAAAAGCUUUCUACUAUGUUGGAGGAAAGGUUUUCUGUGAAGAGGACUUCCUGUACUCCGGCUUCCAGCAGUCUGCUGACAAGUGCAACGCGUGUGGACAUCUGAUCAUGGACAUGAUCCUGCAGGCUCUUGGAAAAUCAUACCACCCCGGCUGUUUCCGCUGCAUCAUCUGUAACGAGAGCCUUGACGGAGUACCUUUCACUGUGGACACUGAAAAUAAGAUAUACUGUGUCAAAGACUACCACAGAGUGCUGGCGCCUAAAUGUGCUGCCUGUAACCAGCCUAUCCUGCCCUCAGAGGGCUCAGAUGAAACUAUAAGAGUUGUUUCCAUGGACAAAGACUAUCACGUGGAAUGUUAUCACUGUGAGGACUGCGAGAUGGAGCUGAACGACGAGGAGGGCCACCGCUGCUACCCUCUGAACGGUCACCUGCUCUGCCACUCCUGCCACCUGAAGCACAUCCAGCCGGGCUGCCCUCCAUCCAUCCCUGCCUCCUCCUUCUAACGCGUCUGUGGGUGGUGGGGGAC